This is a messenger RNA of Spirometra erinaceieuropaei, 1325 nucleotides long. The record is from the annotation of a GenBank genome assembly. Lineage: Eukaryota; Metazoa; Platyhelminthes; Cestoda; Diphyllobothriidea; Diphyllobothriidae.
AUGUACGAUACACGCAGGCGGAAAGCCCUAUUUGAGAAGAUUAACAACCGCAGCUGGGAGGCCCUGAGGCUCGUCAUAAGAAAGUGGGUGGCUGCUGGUAGUGUUAUCGUAACCGAUGAGUGGAAGGGUUACACCCGCCUGCCGUCCGUAGGUUAUAAGCACUGCACUGUCAACCACCGUAGGGGCUUCCUGAAUCCCACAACGGGACGGCAUACGAACGCCAUAGAGGCCUACUGGAGCAGAUUAAAAGGAAACCCUAAUAGCAAGCGAGCUCGCCGCGAGCCGGUGUACUCGGGGGGGGAGGGGGGGUGGGGGGGUAGUGGGUCUUUAGCCUGCUGGCAGUUUGGAUUGGUUCCCGGGUCGGCUGCGCCGGCGUCGCGAAGGGCGCAAGCGGCCGCGCAUAGUUGCACUUGAUUAUCGAUUAGCUUCGGUGCCCGAUAGUCCUCUGGCUCUUGCCGGCGCCACUUUUUGCUCUCACGCUGCACAGCACACACCGUGUCUCGCUCUACGCUGACAUUGCCUACCCUAACUGUCUUUGUCUUUGUGUUCCCUUGUGUCUCCUUUUACUGACAGUUAUGUUUACUCCUGUUAGUAGGCGUAAAAUACGGCGUCAAGCCUACCUACUGGGGAUGCAGCCGUUACCUACUGGCGAUGGGAAAGCUGGCGAUUGAGGAGAGCCUACAAACGCCGAUUGUAUAAGCUAACCAACGAGCGGGCAGACGGAAGACUGGAAGGUAUGACUGUGUACUUCGUCCACUUACUCUCCAUGCCUACCUACAGUGCCUGUGGCUGUUACCGGCCGGUCAAAGAGGGAGCUGUCGAUUGAGGAGAGCCAACCAUCGACGAUUGGAGAAGCUAACCAACGAACGCGCAGACGGAAGACUGGAAGGUAAGACUCUGUACUUCGUCCACUUACUCUCCAUGCCUACCUGCAGUGCCUGUGGCUGUUACCGGCCGGUCAAAGAGGGAGCUGUCGAUUGAGGAGAGCCAACCAUCGACGAUUGGAGAAGCUAACCAACGAACGCGCAGACGGAAGACUGGAAGGUAUGACUGUGUACUUCGUCCACUUACUCUCCAUGCCUACCUACAGUGCCUGUGGCUGUUACCGGCCGGUCAAAGAGGGAGCGGUCGAAUGAGGAGAGCCAACCAUCGACGAUUGGAGAAGCUAACCAACGAACGCGCAGACGGAAGACUGGAAGGUAAGACUCUGUACUUCGUCCACUUACUCUCCAUGCCUACCUACAGUGCCUGUGGCCGUUACCGGCCGGGCAAAGAGGGAGCUGUCUAAUGAGGAGAGCCAAUCAUCGACGCAUACCCUUUUGUAG